GUUUUAUGAAAAUUUGCUGACCCUUAAAGGCUCACCAAAAAAGGAACAAUCUCUCACUUGACAAGUACCUCAGUCCUACAUUGAUGGAGGAGUCGAUUUACAACUUGCUGCCAAAACCUUUGGAAAUACCUCCUAAACCCCUGCGUUACACAUCGCAAUUCCGGCACACUGUGGAAAAGGAGUUCAACUCAGACAAAUAUAAAUGGAAGACAAUGGGACCAGCAAAAGUCCCGGUUCCGACUCCAGAUAAUUACCUCAAAAAAAACGAAGGCCACCAUAUGGUGCACAUGCCACGCAGCAAGUCCGCUAAUGCCGAUGAUAGAAAAACCUUUAGGGAUUGUUUGCUUGAUGCAAAGAAAGCAGAUCUACCGUCAAAAUCAAACAACGCACUCCAGCGUCUACCAUGCGCCACAGAUUACGUCACGAUGAACAAGAUAGCAGCGCAAAAAAUGCCUUCAAAGAAAGCGAAGAGACUCUUGGUUGACACACGAACGGGAGACAAGAUAGAUUUGCCUCCUUCUGGUUUGGAGCUUGUCUACGUGUAUAAAAAAAAAUUUGGUGAUGUCCCAGAUUAUUUGGUCCAGCGUGCAAAAGCUGUUGCUCUGGCAAAACAGCAAUACAACGAUUACGUUAGAGAAAUGAAACGGAAGAAGGCCCUUUAUCAAGUAUCUGAGGAGGAAAAAAAGUCUUUACUCAAUGGACUAAAAGGACAAUGGGAUGCGUUGUAUCAACAGUAUCAGUGCCUCCCAGUCAUGAUGGAUACAUUCACAAAGAUAAAUAGAAAACAGUGGUUGGAAGCUGCCCUUGGUGAUUUGGAGCAAGAUAUUGAAAUGUUAGAGGGACAUCAAGAUAUAUACGUUGCAAACUGA
Messenger RNA from Opisthorchis viverrini, 869 nucleotides. RefSeq lists its product as hypothetical. Bases 84 to 869 code for a protein of 261 amino acids. Lineage: Eukaryota; Metazoa; Platyhelminthes; Trematoda; Opisthorchiida; Opisthorchiidae. Gene Ontology annotation, cellular component: acrosomal vesicle. Gene Ontology annotation, molecular function: calmodulin binding. The record is from RefSeq and is a predicted model, not a curated record. The transcript has 5 exons.